This is a messenger RNA of Oreochromis niloticus (Nile tilapia), 485 nucleotides long. RefSeq names its product programmed cell death 1 ligand 1-like. The transcript is spliced from 3 exons. Gene Ontology annotation, cellular component: external side of plasma membrane. The record is from RefSeq and is a predicted model, not a curated record. The coding region runs from base 27 to 485 and encodes 152 amino acids. NCBI's taxonomy places the organism in Eukaryota, Metazoa, Chordata, Actinopteri, Cichliformes, Cichlidae. Gene Ontology annotation, biological process: cell surface receptor signaling pathway; negative regulation of T cell proliferation; T cell costimulation.
UGCACUUUGAGUGUGCCUAAUGAAACAUGUUUGCUGUAACAUCUCCGUUGCUCAGCUGGACUUUACUGUCUGUCUCCCUCGUGGGGUUUACCUGUGCAGACCACAAAAACGUCACAGCUGAGUCUGGACACAACGUCAUUCUGACAUGUCGAGCUCCAAACAACAACAUAGUAGUAAAAUGGAGCAGAGCUGAUCUGGAGUCAGAAUAUGUUCUUUUGUACCGGGACGAUCUGUCUGUUCCAGACGACCAGCAUCCAUCAUAUAAGGACCGGGCGGAUCUACAGGACAGACAGAUGAAGGAUGGAGACGUGUCUCUGAUUCUGAACAAUGUGACGAUUAAUGACACUGGAACAUACGAGUGUCAUAUCUUUGUGAGAAAAACACGAUCAUGGAAACCCAUCAGCAUCAUCAGCCUGAUGUUUCUGUAUGAUGAGUGUCUGAUGUCUCUGUGGGAGUGGGGAUGGAGGGGUGAUGAGACGGUGUAG